Messenger RNA from Oldenlandia corymbosa var. corymbosa, 3948 nucleotides. NCBI's taxonomy places the organism in Eukaryota, Viridiplantae, Streptophyta, Magnoliopsida, Gentianales, Rubiaceae. The record is from the annotation of a GenBank genome assembly.
AUGGCAGAAACUAGGGCUAAGACCACUCGAGCCCUGGAAGAGCACGUGAAGAAACAGGACUUACAGCUUUUGGAAAUUUGUGAAUGGAGGAAGCAGAUGGAGGAAAAAUUGAGCAACUGGGGAAGUUUACUUGAAGCGAAGGUGGAUAAACAGGCGACUCACUCUCAGAUGAUGUUGGCUCAACUGAACGAAUUAUUGCAGUUGAUGAAUGAACAGAAGAAGGAGAAAAAGGAGACUCCAUUGAUGGGUAAGGCUCAUAUAGCUUCUUCAGCAGGUAUUCUACCAACUCCUGGAAAAGUGCCUAAGAUAAAUUUAGAUGAAGAAGAAUCAUCUGGGAAGACAGUAAUGAGUAAAUCUGAUAAGAACAUGUGGUUGUCUCAACCAAGAUUAGAGCUUCCAAAUUUUGAAGGUAUGGCUAGUAGCAACAAGCUGUUUCAACCCCAAGUAAGAAAUCCUCAUGUGAUGAGGAACACAGCAGUGAAAGGAACAGGAAGUGAAGGUUUCAAAAGGCUGUCACCUCAGGAGAUCCAAUACAGAAGGAACAACCAACUAUGCUGGAAAUGUAAGGACAAAUGGGGACCUGGUCAUGUAUGCAAGAUCAAACAGCUUAAUGUUAUUGUGGCUGAAGAUGAUGAGGAUCUGAGAGACCUUAAUAUAAUUGAGGAAGGAGUUACUGAUGCUGGCAAUGUGGUGGUUAUUCCUGAAGAUCACAUUCAAACAAUUACUCAGAUGGAUGAAUGUUGGGCAGUAAAGGAGGAAGACCGCAAGAUAAUUGUGAUUAUUGGAUUCAUUAAUCAAGUUUUGAUAAAAAUCCUGAUAGAUACUGGAGCUUCGAGAAGCUUCAUCAAUGAUCAGUUGGUCAGGAGAAUGAGAUUCCCAACAAGGACCAUCAGGCCAUUUAUGGUCACUGUUGCUGGUGGUUAUAAAAUCAGGAAUGAUCAACUUUGUCCAGAGACUAUUUGGUCUAUCCAACAAUAUGAUUUCCGGUUUGAUCUCAAAGUGAUUGAUUUGGGAGAGUGGGACAUCAUACUGGGAACUGAUUGGCUGUCAAGGUUUAGUCCCAUAACCUUUGAUUAUGAUCGGUUUACUAUUCAUCUCAACAGAAAAGGAGAAAGGUUCUUGUUGAAAGGAGAAGCCUAUGAGACUCACAGGAGGAUUGAAGAUGUACUGGAAAAUGUAGAGUUUCAUAAGAGAAAGAGAGAGCAAUGGCAGAGGGAACAAGAGAUAAGGGUUGUGGAAUAUGGGAGAACCAGAAGAGCAACAGAGGCAGUAGGUUGGAAUGCAGAAACUAGGGCUAAGACCACUCGAGCCCUGGAAGAGCACGUGAAGAAACAGGACUUACAGCUUUUGGAAAUUUGUGAAUGGAGGAAGCAGAUGGAGGAAAAAUUGAGCAACUGGGGAAGUUUACUUGAAGCGAAGGUGGAUAAACAGGCGACUCACUCUCAGAUGAUGUUGGCUCAACUGAACGAAUUAUUGCAGUUGAUGAAUGAACAGAAGAAGGAGAAAAAGGAGACUCCAUUGAUGGGUAAGGCUCAUAUAGCUUCUUCAGCAGGUAUUCUACCAACUCCUGGAAAAGUGCCUAAGAUAAAUUUAGAUGAAGAAGAAUCAUCUGGGAAGACAGUAAUGAGUAAAUCUGAUAAGAACAUGUGGUUGUCUCAACCAAGAUUAGAGCUUCCAAAUUUUGAAGGUAUGGCUAGUAGCAACAAGCUGUUUCAACCCCAAGUAAGAAAUCCUCAUGUGAUGAGGAACACAGCAGUGAAAGGAACAGGAAGUGAAGGUUUCAAAAGGCUGUCACCUCAGGAGAUCCAAUACAGAAGGAACAACCAACUAUGCUGGAAAUGUAAGGACAAAUGGGGACCUGGUCAUGUAUGCAAGAUCAAACAGCUUAAUGUUAUUGUGGCUGAAGAUGAUGAGGAUCUGAGAGACCUUAAUAUAAUUGAGGAAGGAGUUACUGAUGCUGGCAAUGUGGUGGUUAUUCCUGAAGAUCACAUUCAAACAAUUACUCAGAUGGAUGAAUGUUGGGCAGUAAAGGAGGAAGACCGCAAGAUAAUUGUGAUUAUUGGAUUCAUUAAUCAAGUUUUGAUAAAAAUCCUGAUAGAUACUGGAGCUUCGAGAAGCUUCAUCAAUGAUCAGUUGGUCAGGAGAAUGAGAUUCCCAACAAGGACCAUCAGGCCAUUUAUGGUCACUGUUGCUGGUGGUUAUAAAAUCAGGAAUGAUCAACUUUGUCCAGAGACUAUUUGGUCUAUCCAACAAUAUGAUUUCCGGUUUGAUCUCAAAGUGAUUGAUUUGGGAGAGUGGGACAUCAUACUGGGAACUGAUUGGCUGUCAAGGUUUAGUCCCAUAACCUUUGAUUAUGAUCGGUUUACUAUUCAUCUCAACAGAAAAGGAGAAAGGUUCUUGUUGAAAGGAGAAGCCUAUGAGACUCACAGGAGGAUUGAAGAUGUACUGGAAAAUGUAGAGUUUCAUAAGAGAAAGAGAGAGCAAUGGCAGAGGGAACAAGAGAUAAGGGUUGUGGAAUAUGGGAGAACCAGAAGAGCAACAGAGGCAGUAGGUUGGAAUGCAGAAACUAGGGCUAAGACCACUCGAGCCCUGGAAGAGCACGUGAAGAAACAGGACUUACAGCUUUUGGAAAUUUGUGAAUGGAGGAAGCAGAUGGAGGAAAAAUUGAGCAACUGGGGAAGUUUACUUGAAGCGAAGGUGGAUAAACAGGCGACUCACUCUCAGAUGAUGUUGGCUCAACUGAACGAAUUAUUGCAGUUGAUGAAUGAACAGAAGAAGGAGAAAAAGGAGACUCCAUUGAUGGGUAAGGCUCAUAUAGCUUCUUCAGCAGGUAUUCUACCAACUCCUGGAAAAGUGCCUAAGAUAAAUUUAGAUGAAGAAGAAUCAUCUGGGAAGACAGUAAUGAGUAAAUCUGAUAAGAACAUGUGGUUGUCUCAACCAAGAUUAGAGCUUCCAAAUUUUGAAGGUAUGGCUAGUAGCAACAAGCUGUUUCAACCCCAAGUAAGAAAUCCUCAUGUGAUGAGGAACACAGCAGUGAAAGGAACAGGAAGUGAAGGUUUCAAAAGGCUGUCACCUCAGGAGAUCCAAUACAGAAGGAACAACCAACUAUGCUGGAAAUGUAAGGACAAAUGGGGACCUGGUCAUGUAUGCAAGAUCAAACAGCUUAAUGUUAUUGUGGCUGAAGAUGAUGAGGAUCUGAGAGACCUUAAUAUAAUUGAGGAAGGAGUUACUGAUGCUGGCAAUGUGGUGGUUAUUCCUGAAGAUCACAUUCAAACAAUUACUCAGAUGGAUGAAUGUUGGGCAGUAAAGGAGGAAGACCGCAAGAUAAUUGUGAUUAUUGGAUUCAUUAAUCAAGUUUUGAUAAAAAUCCUGAUAGAUACUGGAGCUUCGAGAAGCUUCAUCAAUGAUCAGUUGGUCAGGAGAAUGAGAUUCCCAACAAGGACCAUCAGGCCAUUUAUGGUCACUGUUGCUGGUGGUUAUAAAAUCAGGAAUGAUCAACUUUGUCCAGAGACUAUUUGGUCUAUCCAACAAUAUGAUUUCCGGUUUGAUCUCAAAGUGAUUGAUUUGGGAGAGUGGGACAUCAUACUGGGAACUGAUUGGCUGUCAAGGUUUAGUCCCAUAACCUUUGAUUAUGAUCGGUUUACUAUUCAUCUCAACAGAAAAGGAGAAAGGUUCUUGUUGAAAGGAGAAGCCUAUGAGACUCACAGGAGGAUUGAAGAUGUACUGGAAAAUGUAGAGUUUCAUAAGAGAAAGAGAGAGCAAUGGCAGAGGGAACAAGAGAUAAGGGUUGUGGAAUAUGGGAGAACCAGAAGAGCAACAGAGGCAGUAGGUUGGAAUGCAGGUUGUUUAUACACAGUCCACAUUGAAGAAGUACCACAGGAGAUUGCCUUUAUUCUUAGGCAAUAUCAAGAGUCUGAUGUAAGCAUUCCUGCCAUGUACGUUUCGUGA